GCACCAUCCGUGUAGGCGACGCCUUGUUCCGAGUUCAUUCAGUUGGCGUCCGCACCUCAAGGUUAGAAAGCGGCUUCGCGUAAGUUCAUGCCGAAAUGUUGGGGUCCAGUGCGGGAGUGAAAAGAAAAAGAGUUGUUUUGUCAAUUGCUACGAAACUGCAAAUUGUUGAAUGUGCCAAAAAGGGAGAAUCAAUUGCUAAGCUUUCAUCUGAAUUUAACAUCAGAAAUCAAACAGUGCGUGAUAUUGUUCAGAAGAAAGGUGAACUCUACAAGUUCGUAACUUCAUCUGAUACAUUUAACGGGACGAGUGCACACAAGACAACAAAGGGUUCAAAAUUUGACGAUCUGGAUAGAGCUGUGUUCGAAUGGUCCAAGCAAAAACGCGCCGAGGGAUGUCCUGUAUCCGGGCCAUUGCUGCUCGAAAAAGCGAAAUGGUUUCACUGUAAGAUGAAGAUUCCUGAACCAUUUGCUGCGUCUCAAGGAUGGCUGCAAUGUUUCAAAUCUCGCCACGGAAUUAGACAGUUGGAUAUCCAAGGUGAGAAACUAAGCAGUGAUUCUGACGCUGCAGCUCUCUACGUAACGGAAUUUAAACGACUUGUUGAGGCUCAUGAUCUUUCACCUGAGCAACUUUAUAAUGCUGACGAGACUGGUUUGUACUGGAAGGCUUUGCCGUCAAAAACGCUCGUAUCAAAAGAAGAAAAGUCUGCUCCAGGUCACAAGUCCAGUAAGGAAAGAAUAACAGUGAUAGCAUGUGCUAACGCUAGUGGUUCGCACAAAUUGAAACUUACCAUCUAUGCUCCAAAAAUUUGCCACAAAGAGCUGGACAACGCACCUUCCCAUCCUAGUGAAAAUGUCCUGAAAACAAGCGAUGACCAGAUUUUCGUCACAUAUCUUCCUCCAAACGUGACGUCUCUUAAGCAACCUAUGGACCAGGGCAUCUUAGAAGCAUUCAAGGGUCGUUACAGGAAAUCUUUACUCCGUUCAGUCUUGGAAGAAGACGGAGAUCUCCGUAAGUUUUACAAGAAAUGGACAAUUAAGGACGCAAUUUUCUCAUGUUCAGAGAGUUGGGAUGACAUGCCGAAUUUAACCUUUCGAAAGUCAUGGUGA
This is a messenger RNA of Erpetoichthys calabaricus (reedfish), 1106 nucleotides long. Its product is annotated as jerky protein homolog-like. Lineage: Eukaryota; Metazoa; Chordata; Cladistia; Polypteriformes; Polypteridae. Gene Ontology annotation, cellular component: nucleus. Gene Ontology annotation, molecular function: DNA binding. The record is from RefSeq and is a predicted model, not a curated record. The transcript has 2 exons. Bases 96 to 1106 code for a protein of 336 amino acids.